GUGCGUUCCCAAACAUUAUUAUCUUCAAACAAUCCUCUUAAUCUAGCAGCCUCAGCAAAAGUUAAACAUGCAUGACCAUUAACAGUUAAAAGAUCUUCGGGUGUGCCAGGAAAAUGUUUAGUUAAAAUGUAUAAAGCAAAUUUUUCCGGAUCCCUUGGUGACACAGAAAAAAUUCUCCCGAUACGGGGUUUGCGGUUUUUAUUUUUUUCAUUAAUAUUCAACUUCUUCCAAACCUUAUCUUUCUUAUUAAACGCGUACGUUUCGGGCAUGUUUUCAAAAAGUAUAUUUCUAACAGCAGAGUCCUUAUCACAUAACUUCCAAUAGGCAGAAAGAGGUGAAUCAGGUAUAUUACCCGAAUUAAUAGCACUA
Messenger RNA from Meloidogyne enterolobii, 369 nucleotides. The record is from the annotation of a GenBank genome assembly. Lineage: Eukaryota; Metazoa; Nematoda; Chromadorea; Rhabditida; Meloidogynidae.